CACCACCGACGCGGAAAUGUGUUUGGUCUUCCUUCACUUCACUCCUCACAAAUCACAAUCCCUUCCUUCCUCUGCAUUACAUUAUCUUUAUUUGUCUGUAAACAUCCGCACUUAAAUUAAAUUAAUGAUUUGUUUAAUACAUUAACGUGUUUUCUUCACUAAAUAAAUGUUUUGAGAUCUAUCCGUCACUCUCCACAGAUUAACUCACUCAUCAUCUCCCAAGAAGCUCACCGACGAACGAUUCCAAUCUAAAAAAAAAUUCCCGAUCUGGAAACUAACCGACUUCUAUAGGUGAAAGUGUAUCUGUAGCAAUGGCGGUGGCCUUCCGUGGAGGCCGUGGCGGAGUCGGAUCCGGUCUUCGCAGCUUCUUCUCGUACCGCACCUUCAUCUCCGCCUUGUUCUCUUUCCUCUUCCUCGCCACUUUCUCCGUCUUCCUCAACUCCUCUCGCCACCAGCCUCCUCACGAUCAUACAUUGCCGAGCGUAGGAAACGCGUAUAUGCAGAGGACGUUUUUGGCUUUACAAUCAGAUCCAUUGAAAACUAGGUUAGAUCUGAUCCACAAGCAAGCCACUGAUCAUCUCACACUUGUCAAUGCCUACGCUGCUUACGCUAGGAAGCUCAAGCUCGACGCUUCUAAGCAGCUCAAGCUCUUUGAAGAUCUGGCUAUCAACUUCUCUGAUCUGCAGUCCAAACCUGGUUUGAAACCUGGAGACGGCAAUGCUCUUGAGGAAGACGCGUUUAGGGUGCUUGAGAAAGAAGUUAAAGAUAAGGUGAAGACGGCGAGGAUGAUGAUUGUUGAGUCUAAAGAGAGUUACGACACACAGCUCAAGAUCCAGAAGCUGAAGGAUACUAUCUUUGCUGUUCAGGAGCAGUUGGCUAAGGCGAAGAAGAACGGAGCUGUUGCGAGCUUGAUCUCAGCUAAGUCUGUUCCCAAGAGUCUUAAUUGUUUGGCUAUGAGGCUUGUGGGAGAGAGGAUCUCUAAUCCUGAGAAGUAUAAGGAUGCUCCGUUUGAUUCAGCUGUGGAGGAUCCGAGUCUUUAUCACUAUGCGAUUUUCUCUGAUAAUGUGAUUGCUGUGUCUGUUGUGGUGAGAUCGGUUGUGAUGAACGCUGAGGAGCCGUGGAAGCAUGUGUUUCAUGUGGUGACUGAUCGGAUGAAUCUUGCAGCCAUGAAGGUUUGGUUUAAGAUGCGUCCUUUGGACCGUGGUGCUCAUAUUGAGAUCAAAUCCGUGGAGGAGUUCAAGUUUUUGAACUCUUCUUAUGCGCCAGUCUUGAAGCAGCUUGAGUCUGCUAAGUUGCAGAAGUUUUACUUUGAGAACCAGGCGGAGAAUGCGACUAAAGAUGCUCAUAACCUCAAGUUCAAGAACCCGAAAUAUCUCUCCAUGUUGAACCAUCUCAGGUUUUACUUGCCAGAGAUGUAUCCGAAGCUGAAUAAGAUCUUGUUCCUGGAUGAUGAUGUUGUGGUGCAGAAAGACGUGACUGGUUUAUGGAAGAUCAACUUGGAUGGAAAGGUGAAUGGAGCUGUGGAGACAUGCUUUGGCUCUUUUCAUCGAUAUGGUCAGUACCUAAAUUUCACUCAUCCUCUGAUCAAAGAGAACUUCAACCCCAAUGCUUGUGCUUGGGCCUUUGGAAUGAAUAUAUUUGAUCUCAAUGCUUGGAGGCGCGAGAAAUGCACCGAUCAAUACCAUUACUGGCAGAACUUGGUAAGUCCAUCAUGACAUAAUGUGUGAUUCUUUAUUAGUAACUUAUGCAUAUCAAAGCUCUUAUCUUCUGUUGAUUCUGUUAUUUUCUUGAGCAGAAUGAAGACAGAAGUCUCUGGAAAUUGGGCACGCUGCCUCCGGGACUGAUGACAUUCUAUUCAAAGACGAAAUCACUGGACAAAUCGUGGCAUGUGCUUGGGUUAGGCUACAACCCGGGAGUGAGCAUGGACGAGAUCAAAAAGGCAGCAGUGAUACAUUACAAUGGAAACAUGAAACCAUGGCUAGACAUUGCUAUGAACCAAUACAAGUCUCUCUGGACUAAAUACGUCGAUAACGAAAUGGAGUUUGUGCAGAUGUGCAAUUUUGGUCUCUAGAGAGACACAGAGAUGGACAAAACAAACACGAAGAAUGAAAAAUAUUGAUAAGAGGUAACCUCGAGUCGAUAUGGGUUCAGUCUUUCAGGGCAUUCUUUAACUGAUACGUUUUAUCUUUUACAUAUAGUGUUACGAAGUAUUUUGCUUGUUCUUUCUGUUAUAGUUCUGUUCUUAUUUUGUUAUUGUAACACUUCACAGCAAAAGCUUCUUUAAAACUACGAUGUCUCUUUUUGUUGUCUUCCAUACUUUGUCUGCCUAAGAUUAAGAAACUCAUGUCCUAUAGUAUUAAACCGCUUUCUCAUAAUGUGACGCGAAAAAUCAACCUGUCGGUCAGAAAACAAAGAUUCAAGCUCUGAACUCUAUUCUCAGUUACUCACAACUCAGAGCAAAAGAGACCUGAUGUGAUGGUUCUUUGGACAAGAUCACACUUCCCGGGAGUUCAG
Messenger RNA from Eruca vesicaria subsp. sativa (arugula), 2514 nucleotides. NCBI's taxonomy places the organism in Eukaryota, Viridiplantae, Streptophyta, Magnoliopsida, Brassicales, Brassicaceae. The record is from the annotation of a GenBank genome assembly.